Molecule: messenger RNA, 5361 nt
Organism: Botrytis byssoidea
Lineage: Eukaryota; Fungi; Ascomycota; Leotiomycetes; Helotiales; Sclerotiniaceae
Exons: 3
Coding region: 1-5361 (1786 amino acids)
Molecular function (GO): ATP binding; nucleic acid binding
Source: RefSeq, a predicted model, not a curated record
AUGGAUAGAGGCUGGGAUCCUCAUCUCCAGAAAAUCAUGAAUAGUGCAGUUGGCAAUACAUCUGGUAGUGUACCUCAUCAUGAAGAUGGAAAAGAUAUAGGAUUUUCUACAAACUUCUUCACGGGUAAAGACUCUCAACAGUUACUCCCAGAACCAGGAUUUGCCUUUGGACCAUCUCCAAUGCAACAUACUCAACAAAUUACUGGUUCAUACGACCAGGAUUUGAACGUGCGAGGUCGUUAUAACAGCAUAGAACAUAAUGAAUCGACUGGAUAUUUGAUGGCACCUAGAGAGGAACCAACUUCUGCGGGUUUUACUUUUGCUCCGGGACCAAGGCAGCCUGGGCAAAGGAUUUCGCCUCUUGGUCCGAAUACAGAUGCGCGAGCUUCGUAUGAUAUUCCGGGACAUGAUCCACUUCAGGGGUACUUGAGUCGUCCUUUGUUUGAGUUCUCCCAACCUAUGCAAAGACUCGCUGCAUAUUCUACGACUGGUAUUGGUAAUGGGCAAGGUCGCUUAUCUCUUCCUAGAUUUUCUUCUCAUGUUGGCGGCCAAGCAGAAUCCAAGGCUCCCGUGGAACGAAAGGAACCAAGGAUUCUGACCAGAACAGAUAAUCACUUCAAACAGCAGAUCUUGCAGGAUAUCGAGUUGAAAACUAAAUCUGGAAAUAGACCCGCACAUCUUUCCAAUUCUGGUGUUGGUGAAGGACAGAGUCCUCUUACUCAGCUUGCCAAUAAUAUGAUCUCGCAGGCGUCAAUGUCGAUGCCCCGACCUAUGGGACUUAGCCCUCCAAAACAGAACAUUUUUCAGACCCAACUGGAGAGACCACAGCAGUUUCAGCAGCAGAACCAACAGGCUUUUACACCACCGUCUACUAGAAUGGACUUGAGUGCCUUCGCCUAUAGACCUCCUGAACGCAUAAAUACAUCCAUAAACUCUUCUCCUUCCGAACUUUCAGUUUCGAGUCCUAGUGCUAGAGUCAGUUCACGUCGAAAUUCGAAUCGCCGUUUACCUUCGCAAAAUAUAAAAGCCACAGGGCAGGGGCUUGAACACCAGUAUAAAACUCCACAUACACCUCAGAAUCAGGUUUCAUCGAGUGAGAGAUAUGCUCUAUCAUCGAGAGUCUCUCAAGGGCAGGAGAUCGGUCAUAGUUUAGAGCAUUCGGGUUUCUCGCCUGCUCAGACAUACCCUGGCAAUGCUGGACAAUUUGAAAAUGACCGUCAGAUUAUUCCCUUUGCGAAUGGACCACCAAUGGCACACGGAAUUCAGCUCAUCUCCCCUCAUGAACUUCCGGAUCGAUUUCGCCAAGUCUUCCCGUACGAAAUCUUCAAUGCUGUGCAAUCCAAAUGUUUUGCGCCAAUCUAUAAGAACAAUAAUAAUAUUGUUGUCUCUGCUCCUACUGGAAGUGGCAAGACGGCUCUUCUGGAACUUGCUAUUUGUAAGCUAGUUGAAAGCUAUGGUUCUGGACAGUUCAAGAUCGUAUAUCAAGCACCGAUUAAAUCUCUCUGUUCGGAACGUAUGAGGGAUUGGACCAAGAAGUUUAGUCAUUUGAAUUUACCUGUUGCGGAACUUACUGGUGACACUAGCAAUGCCGAAAUGAGUCGAGUAGGGAACGCAUCGAUCAUUAUCACCACACCUGAGAAAUGGGAUAGUAUUACACGAAAAUGGACGGAUUAUCAGAAGCUUCUGCAAUUGGUGAAACUUUUCUUGAUUGAUGAGGUUCAUAUCCUUAAAGACGCUAGAGGGGCCACUCUUGAGGCUGUAGUUUCUCGGAUGCAUUCUAUUGGAGCCAGUGUUCGGUUUGUUGCUUUGAGUGCUACCGUUCCUAAUGCACAUGAUAUUGCCACUUGGCUAGGAAGGGAUUCAAGCAGUCGACAAUUACCUGCUCAUCGAGAAACGUUCGGUGAAGAAUUUCGACCUGUCAAGUUACGGAAACAUGUUCAUGGAUAUGAGAGUCGUGCAAAUGAUUUUGCUUUCGAGAAAAUCCUUGAUGGCAAGUUGCCGGCUUUGAUUCAAAAAUAUUCUUGUAAGAAGCCUAUCAUGGUUUUUUGCUUCACAAGAAAAUCAUGCGAGGGCACGGCAGCUAUUCUAGCAGAACAUUGGACUCGACAAAGAGUUGUUGACCGUGCUUGGCCAGCUCCAACUAUUCGAACAGUGGUAGGAAGUAAAGAUCUACAAGAGUUGGUUGGAUGCGGUGUUGCUUAUCAUCAUGCAGGUCUUGAUGCGCAAGACAGAUGUGUUAUUGAGACAGCAUAUCUGAAAGGAGAUAUCAGUGUAAUAUGUUGUACUUCGACAUUAGCUGUUGGAGUCAAUUUACCUUGUCAUCUUGUGGUUCUGAAGGGGACAGUUUGCUUUCAAGAUAGUGGACUUGUUGAGUAUUCCGACCUCGAGGUUAUGCAAAUGUUAGGCCGUGCUGGAAGACCUCAGUUUGAUGAUAGUGCUAUUGCAAUCAUUAUGACUCGAAUGGAGAAAGCAGAUCGAUACAAAAAGAUGAUUUCGGGUCAAGAUAUCUUGGAGAGUACGCUACACUUGAAUCUUAUCGAACAUCUCAACUCGGAAAUCGGACUUCGCACCAUCAAGACUGCUUAUGAAGCCAAGAUUUGGUUAGGGGGGACAUUUUUGAGUGUCAGGAUGAGACAGAAUCCUAAGUAUUACACAUUUUCUGGGAUUGUUCCUAGUAGAGAUGCGGACGAACAGCUCGAAUUGGUAUGUGAGAGAGACAUCAAACUGCUUCAAGAAUAUGAGCUGGUCACAAAGGAGGUAAAUUUUUCGUGCACAGAUUACGGUGCUGCUAUGAGUCGAUACAUGGUUCAGUUUGAAACGAUGAAAUUAUUAUUGAGUAUUCCUCGUCAUUCGAAGACGGAAGUAAUCUUGAAUACCAUAUGCCAAGCAGCAGAAUUUAAAGACCUUCGAAUGAAGCCGAACGAACGAUCAAGUCUUCGAGAAUUCAACAAAUCACCAAUGAUGAAGUUUCCAAUCAAGGAGAAUAUAUCAACAACAGGUCAUAAAAUCUUUCUUAUGAUUCAAGUACAAUUAGGUGGCAUUGAACCAUUAACGAAUAACGACUUUCGAGUCAUCAGCCGACAGUUCGCGAUGGAGACUAAUAUCAUACUUGAACGAUUUCAACGCUUGAUUCGAUGUGUUGUUGAUUGUAAAUCUGUGGAUUGUGAUUCAAUCUCUGUACGUUGUGCUCUUGACCUUUGUAGGAGUGUUACAGCGGGUUACUGGGAGAAUUCAUCUUUACAAUUGAGGCAAGUUCCUCAAAUAGGACCAGCUUCUUUACGAAAACUGGCUGGGAACAAUGUCAAUACUGUUGAGAAGCUUGCUGGGCUUGAUACGGCAGGGAUUGAGAGAGUUAUGGGAAAGAAUCCUCCAUUUGGGAAGAAGAUGAAGGAUAAUUUGAUUGAAUUUCCUCAAUUGACUCUCACUACUCAAAUUGUUGGGAGAGCCUUUUCAAAAGUAGGAGAGCAACCAAAGAUUAAUGUCAAUGCUGUACUUGGUUAUGCGAAUGCAAAGGUACCGAACUGGUCCGGUAGGAUACCUUCAAUAACCUUCAUAGCCGAGACAUCUAGCGGUACUUUGGUGUAUUUCUCGCGUAUGAACAUCAAAAAGUUGUCGAAUGGUGGUUCUAAACAAGAGUUUACUGUUGAACUUUCAUCACCGGAUGAUGAGAUCAAAUGUUGGCUUGCAUGCGAUGAGAUUGUUGGUACUCUGAAAUCUUGCGUUCUACAGCACCAUGUUCCCGCAUCUGAGUUUCCUCCUCCGAAAGUUAUGGUUGAGCGGCCGAGCAUAAAGAAGUCUAAGCCAGAAUAUAUGGGAACUUCUGAUGAAUUCGAUGAUGGUAUUGAUGAUGAUGCUAUGCUCGCAGUAGCUAAGCAAAUCGAAGGUGGACGUCGAGCUUCUAGUGAUUAUGGCUCGGAUGCUUUUGUUGAUAUUGAUACAGUUAGUCUGGGCAAUUUCAAAGAGGAUAAGAAAGCCAAAGGAGACAUCGUCGAACUAGAGCCUGUGAAGAUGGAAAAUGGAAAAUGGGCUUGUAAUCAUCAUUGCCGUGAUGGAAAUCCUUUGAAAAACGGUCAGCUCUGCAAGCACAGGUGUUGUAGGGAAGGUUUGGAUAAACCUAGAAAGAUUACGAGAAAGAAGUCUUCCACUGGAAUUACCGAAUCUCAAGCUUCGAAGAUUGACGAUAAGAUUAAGGGGACUGUGACCAAGUCCAAUAUGAGCAAUACUCAACCUUCUGGUACCAAACAGCUCUCGAAGCCGACCAAGAAACCUAAGAUUAUGCAAUCGUUGGGUCCAAGUUCGGAUCAAGACGUUGUUGAAGUAAUUGAUCUUUCGAAAACUUUGCCUCCAGUAACAUACCCCGAUGUUGCUCCUAGAGAUUAUCGCAAAUUACAUAACUUGCACACAAGUAUUCAAAAAGAUACAUCUGUUCGACUUCCAAAAGGCCAAACCAAGUUCUCUUAUGCAAGUGGACAAAUGACAAAUCUUUCAUUCAUGGAUGCUGAUGGCUUUAAGGACGAGCAAAAAAAUGAAUCGGAACAUUUUGAUUCUGAUGAGUAUGAAUUUCCUUCUCCUUCUGCUCUUUUAAGCAGUGAAAAGCAAGCGUCUAAAGGUUUUCCUGUCUCUGCAACUCAGUUACCACCUCCAGCUAUGGGCAUGGAUAUCUCUAGGCAAGAUAAAAAUGAGCAACAAACUCUUUCAGAUGACCCAUUUGAAGAUUCAUCUGGUAGUCUCGAAGCUGCGAUGAUAGGUUUGGAAGAUUCUAUCAACCUUCGAACUGCUCCAGCUACUCCCAAGCUCAAUACAAGCUUCGCUAAUAAUGUGUUUGACUUUGCGGCAUUCAAUUCUGAGGAAGUCAAUGAACAACAAUUCUCUAGUCCAUUGAUGAGCCAGAUGCAAAAAGAAUAUCAUGAAGGAGAAGAUGAUGAGAUUGAUAGUAUUGAUGUUGGUAUGCCAUCUGCAAAGCGUCAGCAGUCAAGUCCGUGGAUGAAAGAUUUCCAAAAUGGUAAUGUGAUGGGAUAUGAGCAGUGGAGUGAAAAUGAGAACGAGGAUAAUGAUGGUCCGGUAUUGCCUCAGAUGAAAAGAAGAAGGAUUGAUGUGGAAGGUGAGGAUGAGAUUCGUGGAGGUAUGGAAAGCACGGGAAAGGAUUCGGAAGACGCUAUUAAAUAUACUAGUGGAAGUAGUGCUACAGUAUGGAUCAAUGAGAUGGGUUCUAGAACCAUGGAAUCGGAUACAGGGAAUGGCGGUGAUAAUGAGCAGAGUGAAAAUUUGAAGGCCGAUGUCCGUCAAGAACCUGCUUGGGUGUGUGAGAUGGAUCCAGAUUUCAUUGAUAUGUUUAGAGGAUAUGUGGAUUUUGUUGAAUGA